Molecule: messenger RNA, 237 nt
Organism: Aureobasidium uvarum
Lineage: Eukaryota; Fungi; Ascomycota; Dothideomycetes; Dothideales; Saccotheciaceae
Source: the annotation of a GenBank genome assembly
AUGUCUGGAACUGAUCAGUCUCACGCUACCGGUGCCUCCAAGGUCCCAGAAUCGGUUCAGCAAAACGCUCCCAAGGAGGUUGAGAACGCUCUCCCCAACCAGGUCCACAACACUGGCUCCCAAAGCCAGUCUCACGCCACUGGGCCCUCCAUGGUCCCCGAGGCCAUCCAGAACCUUGCUCCCAAGGGUCUUGAAGAGGCUCUACCUGAGAGUGUGCAUCCUACUAACCCCAAGUAA